CGCUCGGCUUCGGCCAGUUUCGUCGGGAGACUUCGGCUCCGCUCGGACAGACAGCGCCGGACUGUAUGGUGCAGAACAUUUCUUCUUCUCAGCUGUUUUUCUGGGGACCGGCUGUAUGAUUAAGCUACAUCUUCAAUGGAGUAAGCAUAUCCCACAGUUUCUGUGGUGUUCUGGGUCACACAUUUAUGGAGUUUCUGAAGGGCAGUGGAGUACUAUGCCAGGCUCAGCACGCCGCCGCCGCCGAUGCCGACGAGUGAAGGGCCCGCCCCGCCGUCGACCCCGCGUACUCGAGCCUCAGGAGGGACCCCGGCACGUCGGCAGGACCGGGCCUGAGCGGGCCUGAUGGGGUAACUCCGCCCGCUGCGCCCCCGCCCCGUCGGCCGCUGCCCGGCCCAGUCCAGGCGGAACCCCGCCUUGGUUUUUCUUCCCUCCCUGUUCUCGGCGGGGAUCCUGAAGGCCCGGCCUCUCGGCGCCCUUCCUGACUGUCCGCCCCGUUUCUCCGCUACCAGCUCCCCAGAUCCCUGUUUGGUUUUUCAUUUCCUGGUAUUUGCUGGAGGCUUUUUGUUUGUGGACAUUUCGAGUUCGCUCGGAUUCCCGUUAGCUUUCUGUAGUUCUCUAUAUUUUGUGGCGUCGUCACGAUGGCUCGUAUGAACAGACCGGCGCCGGUGGAGAUCACCUACAAGAACAUGCGCUUCCUCAUCACCCACAAUCCCACCAACGCCACGCUCAACAAGUUCAUCGAGGAGCUGAAGAAGUAUGGCGUCACCACCGUGGGUCCGAGUGUGGUGAGGCCACCUACGACGCCACCACUGGUGGUCAAAGAGGGAAUCCAGGUCCUGGAUUGGCCCUUUGACGACGGGGCCCCUCCCUCCAACCAGAUCGUGGACGAUUGGCUGAAUCUGCUGAAGCUGAAGUUCAGGGAGGAGCCGGGCUGCUGCAUCGCUGUGCACUGUGUGGCGGGCCUGGGGAGAGCUCCGGUUCUGGUGGCGCUGGCCCUGAUCGAGUGUGGGAUGAAAUACGAAGACGCUGUCCAGUUCAUCCGACAGAAGCGUCGAGGAGCCUUCAACAGCAAGCAGCUCUUCUACCUGGAGAAGUAUCGUCCAAAGAUGCGCCUGCGCUUCAAAGAUUCCAACGGCCAUCGCAAUAACUGCUGCAUCCAGUAGAACGAACACACACACACACACACACACACACACACACACACACACACACACACACACACACACACACACACACACACAGAGGUUUGUACUUCUAUAGUUGUGAGGACACUGAUUGACAUAAUGCAUUUCCUAGCCCCUCACCCUGACCCUGACCUGGACCCUAAACCUGACUGUGACCCUAAACCAGAAAUCCAGUCUGAACCUCAAAAAGGCCAAAGGGGUCUGUGGAAUAGUGAGGACCGGCAAAAAUGUCCUGACUUCCCAAAAUUGUCCUCACUUGUAAGGUUAUAAACCCAUGAUGGUCCUCACAAUGAUAGCUGUACAAGUACACACACACACACACGCACACACACUGUCUUCAGGCUUCGUCCCCCCCCUCGUGGUGUCGCCUCUCCUGGACCCUCCAGCCUCAGUGAUUCACUUUCCCCUGAAAUCAGUGUCAAAAUAAAAAGCAGAAGAAUAAAUAAUGUGAGUUUCCUCUCCAUGUGCCCCCCUCCCCUCCCCCUACCCCCCCGGCCGCCGUGCGGCGCCGUACCUUGUUGGAUUAGCCGUUCAGAAGCAUCCAAAGAGUCCGGUGGCCGGCAGGAUGGAUAGAAAGAGGUUUGCCUUCCGACCAAUCAGAGCGCUCGUCCAGAAAUGCCUUACUUACAACCCCAGUGGAACGAGGCAGAGGAGGCGGGACUCCACCCCCGCGGCGUUUGGAAAGCUCUUUCAUUUUUCUACUCUGAAC
Molecule: messenger RNA, 1893 nt
Organism: Salarias fasciatus (jewelled blenny)
Lineage: Eukaryota; Metazoa; Chordata; Actinopteri; Blenniiformes; Blenniidae
Gene: ptp4a1
Product: protein tyrosine phosphatase 4A1
Biological process (GO): protein dephosphorylation
Source: RefSeq, a predicted model, not a curated record